Orycteropus afer afer is the source of this 4329-nucleotide messenger RNA. The record is from RefSeq and is a predicted model, not a curated record. NCBI's taxonomy places the organism in Eukaryota, Metazoa, Chordata, Mammalia, Tubulidentata, Orycteropodidae.
AUGAGUGGAUUAAGUGAAAACUCCUUGGAUCCACUGGCCACUGAUUCACGAAAACGCAAAUUGCCAUGUGAUACCCCGGGACAAGGUCUUACCUGCAGUGGUGAAAAGUGGAGAAGGGAGCAGGAGAGUAAAUAUAUUGAAGAACUGGCUGAAUUGAUAUCUGCUAAUCUUAGUGAUAUUGACAAUUUCAAUGUCAAACCAGAUAAAUGUGCAAUUUUAAAGGAAACAGUAAGACAGAUACGUCAGAUAAAAGAGCAAGGCCAGGGAGUUAUUGAUAAAGACUCUUUAGGACCACUUUUACUUCAGGCACUGGAUGGUUUCCUCUUUGUGGUGAAUCGAGACGGAAACAUUGUAUUUGUGUCAGAAAAUGUCACACAAUACCUGCAGUAUAAACAAGAGGACCUGGUCAACACAAGUGUCUACAGUAUCUUACAUGAGGAAGACAGAAAGGAUUUUCUUAAAAACUUGCCAAAAUCCACAGUUAACGGAGUUGCCUGGACAAAUGAGACGCAGAGGCAAAAAAGCCAUACGUUUAAUUGCCGCAUGUUGAUGAAAACACAACAUGACGUUCUGGAAGACGUAAGUGCCAGCCCUGACGUACGCCAGCGAUAUGAGACGAUGCAGUGCUUUGCCCUGUCCCAGCCACGAGCUAUGAUGGAGGAAGGGGAAGAUUUGCAGUCCUGUAUGAUCUGCGUGGCCCGCCGCAUUACUACAGGAGAAAGAGCGUUUCCAUCGAAUCCCGAGAGCUUCAUUACCAGACACGAUCUUUCAGGAAAAGUUGUCAAUAUAGAUACAAAUUCUCUGAGAUCCUCCAUGAGGCCUGGGUUUGAAGAUAUCAUCCGAAGGUGUAUCCAGAGGUUUUUCAGUCUCAAUGAUGGUCAGUCAUGGUCCCAGAAACGUCACUAUCAAGAAGCUUACAUCCAUGGCCACGCAGAAACCCCCGUGUAUCGAUUCUCUCUGGCUGAUGGGACUGUAGUGACUGCACAGACAAAAAGCAAACUCUUCCGAAAUCCCGUAACAAAUGACCGCCAUGGCUUUGUCUCCACCCACUUUCUUCAGAGAGAACAGAAUGGGUAUAGACCAAACUCAAACCCUCUUGGACAAGGUGUUAGACCGCCAGUGGCUGGAUGUAACAGUUCAGUAGGCAGCAUGAACAUGUCGCCAAACCAGGGCUUACAGAUGCUGAGCAGCAGAACCUAUGGCUUGUCAGACCCCAGCAGCACAGGGCAAGUGAGCGGAGCUAGGUAUGGGGUUUCCAGUAACAUUGCUUCCAUGAACCCCGGGCAGUCACCUUCUUCCUAUCAGAACAGCAGCUAUGGUCUCAGCAUGAGCAGCCCCCCCCAUGGAAGUCCUGGUCUUGGCUCCAGCCAGCAGAGUAUCAUGGUUUCGCCUCGUACUCGUGGGAGUCCAAAGAUGGCCGCACAUCAGUUUUCUCCUGUUGCAGGUGUGCAUUCUCCCAUGGGAUCUUCGGGCAAUACCGGGAGCCACAGUUUUUCCAGCAGCUCUCUGAGCGCCCUGCAGGCUAUCAGUGAGGGUGUGGGGACUUCUCUUUUAUCUACUCUCUCUUCACCAGGCCCCAAAUUAGAUAACUCUCCCAGUGUGAGUAUUGCCCAGCCAAGUAAAGUGAGCAGCCAGGAUUCCAAGAGUCCCCUAGGUGCAUAUCGUGACCAGAACCCAGUGGAGAGCUCACUGUGUCAGUCAAAUAACAGGGGUCACCUCAGCGACAAAGAGAGUAAAGAGAGCACUGUGGAAGGGUCAGAGAGUCCACGGGGUCCUCUGGAAAGCAAAGGUCAUAAAAAGUUACUGCAGUUGCUUACCUAUUCUUCGGAUGACCGGGGUCAUUCCUCCUUGACCAGUUCUCCCCUGGAUUCCAGUUGUAAAGACUCAUCCCUUAGUGUCACCAGCCCUUCUGGAGUCUCUUCUUCCACUUCUGGAGGCGUGUCCUCCACAUCCAAUAUGCACGGGUCGCUGUUGCAAAAGAAACACCGAAUUUUGCACAAGUUGCUGCAGAAUGGGAAUUCGCCAGCCGAAGUAGCCAAGAUUACAGCAGAGGCCACUGGGAGAGAUACCAAUAGUACAGCUUCCUGUGGGGAAGGAAAUGUCAAGCAGGAGCAGCUAAGUCCUAAGAAGAAGGAAAAUAAUGCACUUCUUAGAUACCUGCUGGAUCGGGAUGAUCCUAGCGACACCCUCUCUAAAGAGCUACAGCCCAAAGUGGAAGGCGUUGAUAGUAAAAUGAGUCACUGUGGCAACUCCACCAUUCCUACCUCGAGUCAAGAAAAGGACUCUAAAAUGAAGACAGAAGCAAAUGAAGAGGGACCUGGAGACUUGGAUAAUUUAGAUGCUAUUCUUGGUGAUCUGACUGGUUCUGACUUUUACAAUAAUCCAAUGCCUACCAAUAGUACCAGUUUGGGAACCAAGCAACAUAUGUUUCAAGGAGCUAAUUCUCUGGGUUUGAGAAGUCCACAGCCCGUGCAGUCCGUUCGUCCUGCCUAUACCCGAGCAGUGUCUCUAGACAGCCCGGUGUCUGUGGGCUCAAGCCCCCCAGUGAAGAACGUCAGUGCUUUCCCUAUGUUACCGAAGCAACCCGUGUUGGGUGGGAAUCCAAGAAUGAUGGAUAAUCAGGAGAAUUAUGGCUCAAAUAUGGGUGGACCAAACCGGAAUGUGACUGUGAAUCAGACUUCUUCCCCAGCAGACUGGGGCUUACCAAACUCAAAGGCUGGCAGAAUGGAACCUAUGAGCUCAAACUCCCUGGGGAGACCAGGAGCAGAUUACAGUGCUUCUUUACCCAGACCUGCCAUGGCCGGCUCCAUGCCCAUCUUGCCUGCUCGGUCCAAUAGCAUCCCAGGCACACGGCCAGUGCAGCAGCAGCAGCAGCAACAGCAGCAGCAGAUGCUUCAAAUGAGGCCUGGUGAGAUUCCCGUGGGAAUGGGGGUCAGUCCUUACAGCCAAGCAGCACCAUCUAACCAACCAGGUCCCUGGCCAGAUGGCAUGUUGUCCAUGGAACAAGGCCUUCAUACAACUCAGAAUAGGCCACUUCUUAGGAGUUCCCUGGAUGAUCUCCUUGGGUCACCGUCUAACCUGGAAGGCCAGAGUGAAGAAAGGGCAUUGCUGGACCAGCUGCACACUCUCCUGAGCAACACAGAUGCCACAGGCCUGGAAGAGAUUGACAGAGCUCUGGGCAUCCCUGAACUUGUCAAUCAAGGCCAAGCUUUGGAGCCCAAACAGGAACCUUUUCAAGGCCAAGAAGCAGCAGUCAUGGUGGAUCAGAAGGCAGCAUUAUAUGGGCAGACGUACCCAGCACAGGGGCCUCCAAUGCAAGGAGGCUUUAAUCUUCAGGGACAAUCAGCGUCUUUCAACUCUAUGAUGAACCAGAUGAGCCAGCAAGGCAGCUUUCCUCUGCAAGGAAUUCAUCCGCGGGCCAACAUCAUGAGACCCCGGACAAACACCCCCAAGCAACUUCGGAUGCAGCUUCAGCAGAGGUUGCAGGGUCAGCAGUUUUUGAAUCAGAACCGCCAGGCGCUUGAAAUGAAAAUGGAAAACCCUGCUGCGGGGGGCGCUGGGGUGAUAAGGCCCAUGAUGCAGCCCCAGGUGAAUGCACAGGGCUUUCUCAAUGCCCAGAUGGUCGCCCAGCGGAGCAGGGAGCUGCUCAGCCACCACUUCCGGCAGCAGAGGGUGGCGAUGAUGAUGCAGCCGCCGCAGCCGCCGCCGCCGCAGCCCCAGGCCUUCAGCCCACCCCCGAACGUGACCGCCUCCCCCAGCAUGGACGGAGUUUUGGCAGGACCCGUGCUGCCACAAGUGCCACCACAGCCGUUCCCGUACCCACCAAACUACGGAAUGGGCCAGCAACCUGAUCCAGCCUUUGGUCGAGUGUCUAGUCCUCCCAGUGCAAUGAUGUCAUCGAGAAUGGGUCCCUCCCAGAACCCCAUGACACAGCACCCUCAGACUGCAGCGAUGUAUCAGUCCUCGGAAAUGAAGGGCUGGCCGUCAGGAAACUUGGCCAGGAACAGCGCCUUUUCCCAGCAGCAGUUUCCCCACCAGGGCAGCCUUGGGGCUUACGGUAUGGUGCACAUGAAUGGCAGCGGUGGUCACAUGGGACAGAUGAACAUGAACUCGGUGCCCAUGUCUGGCAUGCCCAUGGGUCCUGAUCAGAACAGACACGUGGUUGUGGCCUCCUGCCUCCUGGAGCUGGGAGUCUGGAGACCCGGAGUGCUCCUCACCGGGAAAGCCUUCAGUGUCCCUUCCCCCGGCCUUGUCUCCACGGAGGGCCAGAGGGCACUGCAGACACCGAGACUGAACAGCUCAGGCUGCGGUGUCGGAUGGAGAGCGUGA